AUAACUUGGAAAGCUAAGAUUUUACGUAAGUGGUUGUCUUGUCUGUAUUGUCUGCAUGUGAUGAUUGCUUUCGUCAUCUUCUUGUUCCUUAUGUUUUCGUUAGGAAGUUGUCCGCCUUUAAAGCCGAGGCAAAUAAGUUGGAAAAUAUAUUUUGUCUGCCUUUGUCACCAUUUUCUUGGUGUUUUUCUCGGCAACCAAGCAAGUUUUCCCUCCAAUUUUUCUCUCUCAGCUGUUACCAUAACGUCUUUAGAGAAGCUGAGAAUGUGUUCCUUGUAGCAGAUUCCAGUCGUGGAAAGUUAACGGUGUGAUUGGAUUUGCAACAGAGAGACCCAUGCCUACAAUCCCCCUCUACUCAUCGCUAGCUCCGCCCAACAGCCGCCGUCCCACUUCUCUGCUGCCUUCAAUUGCAACCUUACUCAAAGGCUGCAAAACCCAAUUCCGUCUCGAACAAAUCCACGCCCACAUUGUCCGUAAAGGUUUGGAGCAAGAUUGCUUCCUCAUAAGCCAGUUCAUCUGCCUCUCCAACGCUCUCGCUUCCCUCUCUUACUCCACCGCCGUACUCGACCGCGUCCUCAGCCCCAACACCUUUCUCUGGAACUGUCUGAUCAAAGGAUACUGCGAAAGGUCUGGUUUUUUGGGCACUGUUUCUCUGUUUGUUAGGAUGAAGAGGGAGGAGGGCCUUCUGGAUAGGUUUACGUACCCGUCUCUCUUUAAGGCGUGUGCUAGUGAGGGGAGGGUCUGGGAAGGAAGGGCGAUACAUGGGUUGGCGGUGAGGUGUGGAGUUGACGGGGAUGUGUUUGUAGGCACCAGUUUGAUCGAUUUGUACGGGAAAUGCAGGGAGAUUGUUUGCGCUCGCAAGGUGUUUGAUGGAAUGUCUGAGAGAAGUGUGGUUUCUUGGACGACUAUGGUUGUUGGGUAUGCUAGUGUUGGGGAUUUGGUGGAGGCCAACAAGCUGUUUGAUCAGAUGCCCCAGAGAAAUGCAGUGUCGUGGAAUGCGAUUAUUAGUGGGUUUGUAAAGAUGGGGGAUUUGGUCAAUGCCAGAAGGAUCUUUGAUCAAAUGCCUGAGAAAAAUGUGGUUUCUUAUACUACUAUGAUCGAUGGAUAUGCCAAGUGUGGAGAUAUGGCGUCUGCGAGAUUUUUGUUUGAUCAAUGCUCAGCUAAAGAUGUCGUUGCAUGGUCGGCAUUGAUAUCAGGGUAUGCUCAAAAUGGUCAACCUAACGAGGCUGUAAAGAUAUUUCAAGAAAUGAGUGCGAAGAAUGUUAAGCCUGACGAGUUUAUAAUGGUGAGCUUGAUGUCAGCUUGUUCCCAAGUGGGUUGCUUGCAGGUGGCUAAAUGGGUUGAUUCUUACCUGAGCCAGAGCUCCAUUGAUGUUCGUCAGGCUCAUGUUCUCGCAGCUCUGAUUAACAUGAAUGCAAUGUGUGGGAAUAUGGAAAGAGCAACACGUUUGUUUGAAGAGAUGCCUAAGCGGGAUUUGAUUUCGUAUUGUUCUAUGGUACAAGGGUUGUCGAUUAAUGGUCAAGGGGAUCAGGCUAUUUCCCUCUUCAAUAAGAUGUUAAUUGAAGGUUUAGCUCCGGAUGAGGUUGCUUUUACAGUCAUCCUGACAGUUUGUAGUCGCUCUGGACUCGUUGAGGAGGGUUGGCACUUCUUUGAAUCAAUGAGACAUAAGUACCAUUUAAAUCCCUCUCCUGAUCAUUAUGCAUGUAUGGUUAGUCUUCUUAGCCGGUCAGGACGGUUAAAAGCAGCUUAUGAUCUUCUAAAAUCAAUGCAUGAGGAGCCUCAUGCUGGCGCUUGGGGUGCACUACUAGCAGCCUGUAAGCUAAACUGCAAUGCUGAGCUAGGAGAGUUAGUUGCUUAUCGACUUUUUGAGCUUGAACCCCAAAAUUCUGGUAAUUAUGUGCUCUUGUCCGAUAUCUAUGCAGCAACAGGCCGCUGGCUUGAUGUUUCUGCUGUGAGAACCAAAAUGGAAGAGCAAGGGAUUAAAAAAAUACCCGGUAUCAGUUAUUUAGUUUAAAAGGUUGGGCUUCUAGGAAACUCUCUUUAUGCAGUGCCUGGAGUGGAGUGUAUAUAGAGAGACACACCAUCUUCCUUGGUGUCUACAUCGUGGAGUUGGAAUUGAUAAAAAAAAUUUAGUUCUACACCUAGCUUAUAGGUGCUUAAGGAACCAGGCUGCCAAGGCUGCCUUCUACAGUACUCCUUAUCGCAAGGUUCAAGUGAGAUUGCGUCCCGAGGGGAUGGUAGAGACAGAGACAUAAACGUUUUUGUUCAAAGGAGUUUAUUAAGACAAUCUUCUUCCCUUGAGAGCUUAAUCCGGGAUCAACCAUCAGCCAAGCAACCUGAAGCUUAUGAGUGGUGUAUCAAAUUAUCUCUAAGCAAGUUCCCUGGUGGUAACUUCCUUGCUAAGUAUUUGCAGGGGACCUGUGCUUUACUGCUUCAACUAAUGUGUAUGUUAUCCUCUAUUGUUUAAUGUGUCUUCUAAUUUUUCUAGAUGGAUUUGAACGAUUAUAUAGAUUUAAUCCUGCUUCAAUCUGCUUCCAGGUCUAGUAAGGUAACACACUAGGGGUCUAGCAACACAAGUGACACAUCUCUCCUCAUGCUUGCACUGACAUGCAAAGCAGCAAUUACAAAACUUGGUCAAGCAAAAGUUUCUUGCCCUCAAUUCUAUGUUAGGGAGGCCUGGUUUUUUUUGACAGAUAAAACUUAAGUUUGAUUUUGCUUUUUUGGUUUGGUUGUGGAUUUAGUUGUUUCUAUAUGUGCUGGUUCGUGCUUGAUUCCUUGUAGAGCCCCCUUUCCGAACAACUGGAAACCUCUGCGUAAACCACAAAGAAGGAUGUUGACUCCUACAUUUUGUAAAAUAUGAGUUCUAUUAGCUUUACAUUUGUUCCUGUGGACUUGUUCACAGAUUCCAAUUUUCUUCUCAUUAAUUAUUUUUGUUUCUUCUCAAAAAUGAUGAGCAGGAUGUGUGGCAAGGAACUCAAUUGCUAGCUAUUGACAUUGGUGCCGCUAUGGGGUUGCUUAGAAGGGUCUUUCAUGGAGAUGAACUGACAGAAAAAGAAAAGAAAGGUCUACAGAGAGCUCUGACUGACAUAGUAUCAGUUGUUCCUAUUGGUGUUUCAACGCUUCUUCCUGAUUCUCAUCUUAGUUCUUCAUCAGGCUGAUGUGGUUUAUCACUUGAGGAGGUUUACGGGCAUAUAACAAGGCGUGCUUUAGAUACUUUGUUUAUGUCGCAUUAUUGAGCAAUAUUGCAAGUGAAUCACUUGAGAGGCUUAUCACUCGGUCCACACCGUUCAAAGUCAACGAUGGAGUUUUAUGGGAAGAUGUAAAUCGAAUGUGGAUGGGAUAAGAGACCGGCAAUGGCGUUGGUUGGUAGGUUUACGCAGAGGUUUCCCAGUUGUUCGGAAAGGGGGCUCUACAAGGAAUCAAACGAGAUUUACAUGUAUAGAGUCAGGAAACAACUCUAUCCAAGCCACACAAAGCCUCUUGGACUAUAGGCUCAGCAAACUUCCACUGCAAAUAAUACUCUGAAUACUUGUUUUUUCUUUCUUUUUUUGAGGAAAAUCGAUAGAACAUCUUUGAUUUCAUAAAAGCAUGAGUACACUUCCUAUGUAAACCAAUCAAAUCCUUGUAUAAUUCCAUUCCACUAAAAUAUGUGUUGUUAUCUAA
Malus domestica (apple) is the source of this 3660-nucleotide messenger RNA. NCBI's taxonomy places the organism in Eukaryota, Viridiplantae, Streptophyta, Magnoliopsida, Rosales, Rosaceae. The record is from RefSeq and is a predicted model, not a curated record.